UGAAUCUCCAAGAUCCCUGCUAUGGUGUCUCCAGCAUCCUUCUUGAACAUCAUGAAUCGGCUAUCAUAUGAUUACUUCCGCCGUAGACCCCUGUUUUGAGUACCCCAUUUAUAUCACCUUUUCUUGUACAUGUUGUCUGCCCCUCGUGUCUAUCUCUUGUCUCUCAUUUAUCAAUCCUUACGCCGAGCAUCUACAGAUCGCGACUAGUAGCUCGCCUGUCUCGUCGCACACUCUUUACCACCAAACAGACAGGAACAUCGUCGUCUGCGACUUCGACACACUCUCUGAGUUCUUUCGACAACAUCGAUUCAGAGCAAACAGCAAGUACUAUCUUUCUAUCAACUCGACCCGCACUUUGCGCUGACCUAACAACCCCACAAGUGCCGCACCUCUUCGGCCCACCAGUGUCUCUUAACCAGCCCACCUCCUCAUCCAGCUCCUUUACAUAAAACUCAAAUCCCAAUAUUCCAAGCACAUAUCAAUCAAUAUGUUGUUCUCAUCUCUUGUAACUCUUGUCAUUGCCCUUCCCGUCUUCGGUUUUUCUGAGUCACGUCAAUCUCGGUCUCGCAUUCGUAACUCCCAGUCUCUUAACUCCACCUUGGAGCAAGGUCUGGAAAAGAGAGCUACUGUUUACAGUGGUAGAGCUACUUUCUAUGAUGUAGGUUUGGGUGCUUGUGGAAACCAGAAUGUGGCCUCCGAUUACAUUGUCGCUCUCAAUUCCGAUCAGUACGGGUCCGGUUACCCUGGCCCACAAUGUGGCAGAUCUAUCACAAUAUCUUACAAUGGUGUGCAAGUUUCUGCGACUAUUGAAGACGAAUGUCCUACUUGUCCGUAUGGUGGUCUCGACUUAUCCGAGGGACUUUUUGAUCGCUUUGCAGACGAAAACCUCGGUGUUUUCUAUAUGACAUGGUGGUUCAACGAUGAAACUGACGAUGCUACGACAAGCACCAGUGAAACCCCUACAUAUGUCGCCCCUACGUCCACGUACGUCGAACCCACUUCUACCUAUACCCCCCCCACCUCCACGUACACACCUCCAACCUCUACGUACACCCCUCCUACCUCUACAUACGUCGAGCCCCCAACUUCAUCAUAUAUCCCUACUUCCAGCGAUGUGACUCCCAGCACCUACUCUUCAUCUGAGUCACCAUCAUCGACUUUGCCCUCAUCUUCCCCAUCUUCUACUUCCACAUACAUCUCUACCAGCACUCUUGCCGAUGCUGUGAUUCAGACCAACGUGUCCAUACCAGGGACGGCCGCCGCUACUGCCGUUGCGUCUGCGACUGCCGCUCUCGAACCUUCCGUGAAUGAAGUAGUAUCGUUGGGCAACUUGGUUUCGUUGAAUCAAGCUGUGGUCAACUUAGGCCGCAUCCUGGUGGUCGGCGCACAGGAAUAAAACUUGCUUCCAUAACAGGGGCUUUCGAAGUAUUUCUGUUACUGUAUCUUUUGGGUAUCGCUGGGACGAUUUUGGUGUAUCAAUUGGUUCAUAAUUAAUCUAGCUCUGAUAUAAUAGUCAUACAACUCUCCUCCUUAGGUGAGGCUACACACUCUUUUAACCAACCUGUCAACCUGUUUUCAUAUAUAUAAUAUUGUCACUGUUGAUUCAGUGCUGUUAUUGCCGGUAAAUGCAGACGUACGCAAUACUUCAAAUUAUGCAGUAUUACC
Messenger RNA from Cryptococcus deneoformans JEC21, 1665 nucleotides. RefSeq lists its product as hypothetical. Bases 488 to 1396 code for a protein of 302 amino acids. The record is from RefSeq and is a predicted model, not a curated record. The transcript is spliced from 4 exons. Lineage: Eukaryota; Fungi; Basidiomycota; Tremellomycetes; Tremellales; Cryptococcaceae.